UGCUUACCUGGUAGGUAAGUUAAUUUACCAAGAAGUUAAUUGGAACAAUCGGCCCUAUAUUCGAGAGAAACUUUACAAUACCGACGAUAAAUAAUCAGCAAUCAAUAACGUAGGUCACUAUAAUGCAUUUACCGAACGCCGUGCAGAUUCCGUCCAAUCGUUUUUCCAUUAGUUCCAAUGUUCACCGGGGGAGGGCGUUGUCCGCGUUCUAUGUUUCCCCGGACCGCGCCAACGAUCCGCUGUCUGCUUCUCCGCUCUCCAGCGUACUCAAAGUGUAUUCGAGUAUACGUGGACGCAGUCGCUCGCAUAAAAAGCCAGUGGACCGUCGCGUGGCGUCGCGUCGAACCGUCGAACGUCGCGAUUCUCGUCGUGCGUUGAAGCGUCACGUCGCUCCCGCCGCCUUUGUCGUCGUCGUCGAGGAGCUCGGAGCGCCUCUCCCGAAAUCGAAAGAGAGAAAAGCCCAUCUGCUCUACGGUGGCAGCGCGUCUUCGUUCGUAAUCAUCGUCGCGACGCACAGCGACGCAUCUGCGAUCGGAGACGCGCGUUCUCGAUCCUCUCUCGUCGGCGCGUCAUUUCGGCGUCUCGGCGUCGGGACGCCGUGCGAGGGUAUAGAGUCCUGCAGCCAACCAAGAGAUCAUCAUUAGAAUUUCAUCAGGUUCAUCCGCACCCCCCGCGGGAAUUCCGAACAGAAUGGGGACGUUCUGCUACAACUUCUCCAAGUACACACUGGCGGCCAUGAGCCUCGUGUUUUUGGUAAUCUCGGUAACGGUGAUCACCCUGGUAGCAUGUAUGCUGUCGGACAAAACGUACUUAGUAUCGAUCGCCGAGGAGGGAAAUAAUUACGAGGCAGGCCUGUACAUUCUGCUUUGCACCGGUAUCCUCAUGUUGAUCGUUUCCAUCCUAGGCUGGUGCAGCGCCUUCAAGCAUUCUCGAUAUUGCCUGGCCACCUUCUGCAGCAUUAUGCUCGUCAUAGUUGUCGCGCAAGUCGCCUUCGCAGGCUGGCUUUACGCUCAUAAAGACCGUCUGGACGAAUUGGUGCGAUCUUCCGUGAUAAACACCGUUAAGGACGAGUACGGCGAGAUCCAAUGUCGCACGCAAAUCAUGGAUACGAUUCAAAACACUCUCGAAUGCUGCGGAGCCAACGGACCUGCGGACUGGGCCGGCAGCAAGUACUCGAAUCAGGAAUCCUCUCAAUCGCAGCUUACUUUUAGCGUUUCAGACGCAAACACGUUCAAGAUACCAAAAUCCUGCUGCAAAGAUCCGAAUAGUGCUGCUUGUAAUGAAGGUCGCCAAAUGAAAAUUGCUGGAGUCGUGAGCUUUGCGAUCUACAGCGAGGGAUGUAUGGAGAAGUUGGUGACCACGUUAAAAAGUCAAACUUAUCACUUUAUAGGUGGAGCGAUAUUGGUUUUAGCUCUAGAAAUUCUUAGUUUGAUACUCGCUUUAAUUUGCUGUUGCAAAGGUGGACCAUCAGAUAGAUACAAAGCUUAAAUUGACUCAUCACACAAGAAUUCUUCCUUUACCAAGUGUCCCACAAUAACGGUAUAAUACCAAAAAUAAUCAAAAUUUCGUUUCUGUGCCAAUACCAGCGGGUACUUGGCAAAUUGUGUCUUGUGUUUGGUCACGUAGGACUGAGAUAUUUAUCGCACACAUUUAAUGAGUGAUCAUUUCUUAAGGGUAUUAUUAUUUCUUAUAAACUGGUAAGCGUUAUUUUGGGACUAAUUUAAGAUCUGACAUAUAAUAACAUAUUUUAUUAUCUUACUUUUUUGUAAAUAAUUUAAUAUCUCUUUUUUAGCAUAUAUUUUACAAAAUUUUUACAAUUUACUUACGCACACGAGUGACUCAUAAUUGCAGAAAUAACACAUCUGAUUUUCACAAAAUUAUUGUUUUUGUCUUAAAAGGGUACAAAGAUAUAACAGAUAUUAAAUUAAAAUAUAACUGUAUGAAAUGUUUAUUGACAUGCGUAAAUUUCAAAGAAAUAUUAUGUCUUUACAAAUUGAGGCUAUUAAAUAGAGAAAGUAAUCAGAUGUUUCAUAAUUAUUUGCAUCCAUUGGAGUAGACGUAUGUGUGACUUACAUUGAUGCAAAUAUAAUUACUUAAGAUAUAUGUAAUGUGCAUAUGUAUAUAUAUAUAAGCCUUCCAAAAUUUGAGAGUGUGACAGCAGGACUGUAGGAAGAAGUCUGAUUAGAUAAAUGCUUCCUAUAUAAUUUUAAAUUCCGACUUGAUACGAAUUUGAUUGAUCUACUAUUAAUAGUAUAUUUUAUAUUAUUUUUAUUGACUAUCUCAGUUUGUAUAUUCAUACCUGCAUAUUUUACAAAACUAUAUACUGGAAAAGAAUCUUGAUUUUAUGAACAUAGAAGAAGUUAGUGAAUUUAUAUAUAACAUUCGAUUUUACUGCCAAAUGCUCUUUUACACAAAUAUACGAAUAUGUUUCCAGUUUAAAGACUUGUGUACAUAAGCAUUUAAUAUCUAUCACAAAGUACCUACACAGUUAGGAUUUCUUCGGGCCAAAGUAAGAAACCAAACAAAAACGCAUUGCGUUAAUAUGAAGUAAAAAUUGUUAUGUUUUAAAUUGCAUAAUAAGGUAUUGAAAAUAUUAUUUUUACGACAAAAAUUAUAUUUUGUGUUACAGCUGAUAUAUUUAUGUAAUGUAUUAUGAUAAUUUUAUGAUAUUCCGCAUGACAUUAAGUUGCCAAUUCUUUUUUUAUAUUAAGCUUAUUACUAAUAGACUGAGGGCCAUAUUUUCACUUGACUAAUCUUAAUAAAUAGUGUAACUUUAACAAUCUGAGUAAAAAUCUCGACGAACGAUCAAAUAUCAGUUAUCGUAUCUUACGUUGACUAACAUUUUCCUAGCGUGUUAAUCUUGCAAAUCAAAAUAGGGAACAUGCACCUACUAACGAUACAAUCAAUCUAGUACUUUAACUUACUGCAGCGAUCGUCAUAGUCUAGUCUGUAAACAAUUAACUUAUCGAUCUACUUGCUUUAGUCCACGCGAUAUAUAUGAUAUAUAUAUAUUUUAUAUAUUAUUUUUAUAUAUAUUAAUGAUAAUUUUCUAUAGAUUCUAUGAGAUAUAGUAAUAACUGUUACCAAUCGAGUUUACAAAAACUACUUCUAGAGUUUACAUAUAAUAAUAAUAUGUUCGAUUUUAUAUAAAUUGUAUUAAUUAAUUGUAUUAAUUGCAGCACAAAUUUAUACAUCAAGGAUAUUGCUUUUUUACGUAACGUUUUAUUUAAAUUAUAUCAAUAUUUUUUUUUGAUACCAAUCCAUGACUAAAUUCAAAUGUCUUCAACGUUUAAAUUAUAUCUGACAUGCUACGUAAUACUUAGCUUCAUUGAUGUAACACAAGAGAAACGUGUUGGUUGUGUACAAUAAUAAAAAUUAAUGUUUGCAAACAUUGAUAUAUUUUGCUGUUCCUAAUGUACGUUUUAUUAAUUAAAAUUUUUGUGAAAGUUAAAAAAAUUUAUUUUAAGUAUCUUGACAAUUGUUAUAAGCAAAAGUUCAAACAAAUAAAGCAAAUAUCUAAAAAAUAAA
Molecule: messenger RNA, 3528 nt
Organism: Monomorium pharaonis (pharaoh ant)
Lineage: Eukaryota; Metazoa; Arthropoda; Insecta; Hymenoptera; Formicidae
Product: CD82 antigen
Exons: 4
Coding region: 691-1488 (265 amino acids)
Cellular component (GO): membrane
Source: RefSeq, a predicted model, not a curated record